Humulus lupulus (European hop) is the source of this 474-nucleotide messenger RNA. Its product is annotated as cytosolic sulfotransferase 15-like. Bases 1 to 474 code for a protein of 157 amino acids. NCBI's taxonomy places the organism in Eukaryota, Viridiplantae, Streptophyta, Magnoliopsida, Rosales, Cannabaceae. Gene Ontology annotation, molecular function: sulfotransferase activity. The record is from RefSeq and is a predicted model, not a curated record. The transcript has 2 exons.
AUGGAAAUAUCAAAUGUGACUAAGAAGAAUAAGGAGGAAGAAAUGGAGGGACAUGACAUAGUUGAUGAAAUUAUUAUGGCAAAGCUUGAAAAGGUUAAAGACCCAAUACGUGAUGUUUAUCGCUACUGCUACCAAGGAUUUUGGAUUCAAGACUUUGCAUUAAAAGGAAUAAUAUCCUUUCAAACUCAAUUUGUGGCUCGAGAUGAUGAUAGUACUCCAAUUACUUUUUGGGAUAUCCAUUUUCAACCGAAGAAGAAAAUCGAACAAUUAUGUAGCUUUGAGAAUUUGAAAAUUUUGGAUGUAAAUAAGACCGGCAAACAGAUUGUUGGGUCGUCUGAGUUGUCUAAUAGUUCAUUCUUUAAAAAAAGUGAGGUGGGAGAUUGGGUGAACUAUUUAACUCCUCAAAUGAUUGAGCAUGGAAAGAAGCUUAUUGAAGAAAAAAUUGGACAAUAUAAUUUAAUGUUUGAUUUCUAG